Messenger RNA from Cucumis melo (muskmelon), 2442 nucleotides. RefSeq names its product ubiquitin C-terminal hydrolase 22. NCBI's taxonomy places the organism in Eukaryota, Viridiplantae, Streptophyta, Magnoliopsida, Cucurbitales, Cucurbitaceae. The record is from RefSeq and is a predicted model, not a curated record. The coding region runs from base 319 to 1977 and encodes 552 amino acids. Gene Ontology annotation, molecular function: zinc ion binding; cysteine-type deubiquitinase activity. The transcript is spliced from 3 exons. Gene Ontology annotation, biological process: protein deubiquitination.
AUUAUGAGUUUUGUAGCAGUCAAAAGCACCGCCUUUCCUUCCUUCUCCGCUAAGUCCUUCAAUUUCCAUUCCUUUCGAACACACCCUUCAGCUCUCUCUACCAUUUUCCCUUCAUAAAACGUGGGAGAUUUCUCGACCCAAAUCCAAAAUUUCCAAACCAUUUUUAUUCACUCCUUUGAAAAUAUAUACAUUUUUUUUUUUUAACUAUUACUUGUUGGUUCUGACUGUCGAUUUCUUCUCUCACAAUAUAAAUCAUCCGUUUGAUUUAGUGUUUUUUGUAUCAAGCGAAUCUGUGGUUCUGUGUUUCUCUUUUUGAACAUGUCCCAAAGGAACCCAUCUUAUUCUAAUCCAACACCAUGCAAUCAUCUCGCUGAUUACAAGCUCAGAUAUGGGUUAAACGGCUAUAAAUCCAUUCAAAAUCAUCUUAAAACUUCCCCAAAUGGCAGAACCAGUAUUCAAAACCCCGAUUCGAAGUUACCCAGAUGCGGUUCUUGUGAUGGGUAUAAAGGAAGACUUUACAUAUGCUUGAUUUGUGCUUCAAUCUCCUGUUCAAAUCACACCCUUCUUCAUUAUCAAUCUGAAAAUGGCCACGAUUUGGCUGUUGAUGUUGAGAGAGCUGAGCUUUAUUGUUAUGCUUGCUCCGAUCAGGUUUACGACCCUGAUUUUGAUCGGACGGUGAUGUCGAAGCACAUCGUUGUACCGGAGAAAUCGCAAUCGCAAUCGGGGAGUACUGGGGAGCGAUCGAGUAAGAGAAGGAGAUUGGGAUCUGUAGAUUUAUUGGAUUUGAAGAAUUUGAAACCGUUGAUUUCUGUUAAAGAUCAGCGGUCGAAAUCGUGUUAUCCUUUGGGAUUGAGAGGAUUGAAUAACUUGGGCAAUACUUGUUUUAUGAACUCUGUUCUUCAAGUGUUUCUUCAUACUCCUCCAUUGAGCAAUUACUUCUUGAAUGAUCAGCACAACCGUGAAACUUGCAGCAAAAGACCCAUUGGGCAGCUAUGUUUGCCUUGUGACAUUGAUUGUAUUUUUUCUGCUGUGUUUUCUGGUGAUCAUAUGCCUUAUAGUCCAGCUCAAUUUCUAUACAGUUGGUGGCAGCACUCUGCAAAUUUAGCAUGUUAUGAGCAGCAGGAUGCUCACGAGUUCUUCAUCUCAGUUUUAGAUCGAAUCCAUGAGCGAGAACGGAAAUCUAGGAGCCAAGAUAAAGAGAAUGGCGAUUGCAAAUGUAUUGCUCACAGGGCCUUCUCUGGACAGUUGAGAUCAGAUGUCACUUGUAUGACCUGUGGAUUCACUUCAACAACUUAUGAUCCAUGUGUGGACAUUUCGCUCGACUUGGAUACCCAAGAUUUCUCUUCUAGAAAUAUAGCUGGCAAAUCGACGAAGCCGGCGGAUUUCAGCAGUAAGUCUACACUAUCUGGUUGUUUGGAUCUUUUCACAAGACCGGAAAAGUUGGGAUCCGACCAGAAACUUUUCUGUCAAAAUUGUCAAGAAAAGAGAAAUUCAGUGAAACAAAUGUCUAUCAGGAGGUUGCCGCUGGUCUUGUGUUUGCAUAUCAAACGAUUUGAACACUCCUUUAUCAGGCGGACGUCGAGAAAAAUCGAUCGGUAUUUGCAGUUUCCUUUCGCCCUCGACAUGAUUCCUUAUCUUUCGUCAUCUAUUAUCAGAAACCGAUUUGGGAAUAGGAUUUUUGCUUCUGAGGGGGAUGAAUUAGAUGCUUCAUCAAAGUUCGAGAUUUUCGCUGUGGUUUCCCAUUCGGGGACGCUUGAGUCUGGCCAUUAUGUAACGUACUUGCGUUUGAGAAAUCGAUGGUAUAAAUGUGACGAUGCCUGGAUCACGGAAGUCGAUGAAGAAAUGGUGCGAAAUUCUCAGUGUUAUAUGAUGUUUUAUCUACAGAAAAUAGCAAACCACAAAUCAAAUGAGGAUUUGAGCUGCCUUCCUAUUUCCCCACGCAACGAUGCAUUUCAACAAAUUGCUGGUUGCUGUUAAUGCCGAGAUCCGCCAAGGUUUCCCACAUUGUGCAUCACACAUCCAAGCACGAUUAAGGAUCUAGAUGGAAGAUCGAACGAUCGGUGGUGUGGUACUUCAUGGAAUGACUUUGUUCAAGAUCAGAAAUCGGAACCCUGAUUGUUUCUGCUGUUGUGCCUCUACUGGAAUGCCAAAAUUUCAUUGCCAAGUACACUUGGGAAAUGAACGUGACGAAUGUGACCUUAAGUGAGUCGCUAAGGUUCAAACAACAGCAUGAUGUGAUAUCGAAAAACGUCAUUGAAAAAUGUCGAAUUUGCCUACCUUGCCAUUUCAAUGAUGCAUCUGUGGUUUGUAAAAGCAUUGAUGAGGCAUACAAGGCCUUUCUUUCUUGUUUUAUUUAAUAAGAAAGCCAAAGGUGUAAGAAAUUUGAUCACUUUGAAAACUGCAAUAAAUUUAAAAGUUCUGCUAUGCACAACAUUAAGAGAA